AACCAGCAAGCAUGAGAGAAGUUCUGGUUCUUGCAGGCGGUGGACUACUGCCUGUAAGUAUGUAAGUAUGGAUAACGAGGUCUUAGUUAAGUAGUCAGUAGUCUUAAGCGUCGACACUCUUCCUCUCAACAUCAUGAGUCCAUCACUGGGUCUCGGUAGGUCUUCAAGAACCUUCCGCGCAUUUGUUCAUAAGAUGAGAAGUCCCAGAGAGUCCUUUUUUUCUGCCCGUUUGUGCAACCUGCCACUUGAGCUGUUGCUAAAAAUAGGCGCUUCCUUGGACUGCCCAGCCUUGUGUUCUUUCCGACUCGCCUGCGAAUCCCUAUACGACUAUACCUUGCCUCAAUUUUGCAUGAGACUGUUAAGCCAGACCUGCCCCUAGCCUCCCUUCAGAAAAUGGACGCAUUACUGCAGAAUUUGCAACUAUGUCCAUAUGUCUGCCCAUUAUGUAUCAACAGCAUGGGUGAUGAUAUCUUAGGAUCACAACUCAAGUGGGAACGGCACGCCUCUGGGCUUAUUGUUACUCCAUGAGAAUCUAUUCAACGGUGGCAGGAUACCCUACUGUGCCUGGUGAAUUGUCAGUCCUUUCGCCAGUACAAGCAUUUCACGCUAUAUCGUCCCAACCCACCCAAUAUUUUGACCCCCAGUGAUACAAUUACAAUCCUUCCUAGCACUAUCGCUGCAAUAGAGCGUCCACUACGAGACUUUAAUAUCUUAUUCAAACCGCAAAUUUGCGGUGGAGGGAACCUGAUCGACAUAUCUCGCGUUGACAGAGGCCUCCCCCAAGAGCCGAAGUUCGUUGCUGCAUGUUAUAGUCUGGAAGCCGUCACGGUCAGAUACACAAUGGACACAGAAGACACGGUUGACUUCGUGACGCAGCUUAUACAACAUACGAUGCGCCUGCAACAACUGAGGAUCGAUGCUAAUUAUGGCGACCACUCGACAACUCUUAUGUCUCGCUUGUUUCCCACCCCACCCACCCUUAGCU
Aspergillus pseudotamarii is the source of this 985-nucleotide messenger RNA. RefSeq lists its product as uncharacterized. The record is from RefSeq and is a predicted model, not a curated record. Gene Ontology annotation, molecular function: protein binding. The coding region runs from base 134 to 379 and encodes 81 amino acids. The transcript has a single exon. Lineage: Eukaryota; Fungi; Ascomycota; Eurotiomycetes; Eurotiales; Aspergillaceae.